UGACGCGUCGCCGGUUGGGGGCCGGGCGGCGGCGGCGCGGCUCCCGGAAAGGAGCGGAGUCUCAGGGGAGCCGCCGCCGGGCAGCGGCGUUCGGUUGUCGCUGCCGUCUCGCCACGGUGGCCGUGAUGCGCUCCGCCCACGGGUCCCCGCUCCCGGGAGCCCGACUGCCCAGUCGGACGCUGCCGAACAGGAGGGCUCUAACUCCGGGAGGACUUCUGUAAUGGUGUGUGAGGACUGACUCCCAGAACCCUGCCUGACCUCUGACCUGGCAGCAUGGGCAGGAUCGGCCUCUCCUGUCUUCUUCCUGCUUCCUGGCACUUCAGCAUCUCUCCAGUGGGGUGUCCCCGAAUUCUGAACACCAACUUGCGCCAGAUUGUCAUCAUUAGUGUUCUGGCUGCUGCUGUAUCACUUUUAUACUUCUCUGUUGUCAUAAUCCGAAAUAAGUAUGGGCGGCUCUCCAGAGACAGGAAGUUUCAAAGGUACUUGGCACGAGUUACUGACAUCGAAGCUACCGACACCAAUAACCCCAACGUGAACUAUGGUAUCGUGGUGGACUGCGGCAGCAGCGGGUCUCGGAUAUUUGUCUAUUGCUGGCCAAGGCAUAACGGCAAUCCUCACGAUCUGUUGGAUAUCAGACAGAUGAGGGAUAAAAACCGAAAGCCUGUGGUUAUGAAAAUAAAACCCGGCAUUUCAGAAUUUGCUACCUCUCCAGAGAAAGUCAGUGAUUACAUCUCUCCACUCUUGAACUUUGCUGCAGAGCAUGUACCACGGGCAAAGCACAAAGAGACCCCUCUCUACAUUCUCUGCACAGCUGGAAUGAGAAUCCUCCCCGAAAGCCAGCAGAAAGCCAUUCUCGAAGACCUUCUGACCGACAUCCCUGUGCACUUUGACUUUCUGUUUUCUGACUCUCAUGCGGAAGUAAUUUCCGGGAAACAGGAAGGUGUGUAUGCUUGGAUUGGCAUUAAUUUUGUCCUUGGACGAUUUGAGCAUAUUGAAGACGAUGACGAGGCAGUUGUGGAAGUUAACCUUCCUGGUAGCGAAAGCAGCAAAGCCAUCCUCCGUAAGAGAACAGCCGGUAUUCUCGACAUGGGAGGCGUGUCAACCCAGAUAGCAUACGAAGUCCCCAAAACUGUAAGCUUUGCCUCCUCACAGCAGGAGGAAGUAGCUAAGAACCUGCUGGCUGAAUUUAACUUGGGAUGUGAUGUUCACCAAACUGAGCAUGUGUAUCGUGUCUACGUGGCCACGUUUCUUGGGUUUGGUGGCAAUGCUGCCAGACAGAGAUAUGAAGACAGAAUAUUUGCCAGCACAGUUCAAAAGAACAGGCUCCUGGGGAAACAGACUGGGCUGACUCCUGAUACUCCAUACCUGGACCCCUGCCUGCCCCUGGACAUUAAAGAUGAAAUCCAGCAAAACGGUCAGACGCUGUUCCUGCGGGGAACAGGGGACUUUGACCUGUGUCGAGAGACCAUCCAGCCUUUCAUGAACAAAACGAACGAGACACAGACCUCCCUCAAUGGGGUCUACCAGCCCCCUAUUCACUUCCAGAACAGCGAAUUCUACGGCUUUUCUGAAUUCUAUUACUGCACGGAGGAUGUGUUGCGGAUGGGGGGAGACUACAGCGCCGCUGCGUUUACCAGAGCCGCGAAGGAUUAUUGUGCAACAAAGUGGUCGGUCUUGCGGGAACGUUUCGACCGAGGACUGUAUGCCUCUCACGCCGACCUCCACAGGCUCAAGUAUCAGUGCUUCAAAUCUGCCUGGAUGUUUGAGGUGUUCCAUAGGGGCUUCUCGUUUCCCAUCAACUACAGAAGUUUAAAGACAGCCUUGCAAGUUUAUGACAAGGAGGUUCAGUGGACCCUCGGAGCAAUCCUCUACAGGACCCGCUUUUUACCCUUGAGAGACAUCCAGCAGGAGACCUUCCGGGCCAGCCACGCGCACUGGCGGGGCUUCUCCUUCGUGUACAAUCACUACCUGUUCUCCGGCUGCUUCCUGGUGGUCCUGCUUGCCAUCCUCCUCUACCUGCUGCGGCUGCGGCGCAUCCACAGGCGGGGCCCCCGCAGCGGCACGACCACCACCCUCUGGCUGGAGGAGGGCCUGCCCUCCCAGAAGAUCGCGGGUACCUUGUGAACCGGACUCACAGCCCCCGGAAGACUCUAAAGGAAAAGCCAUUUUUGCCUCAGGGUUUCUCCUCUUCCUUCUCAUGUGGUGGUGGUUUUCCUUUUCCCUUUUGGUUUCCCUGAAACAAAAACAAAAUCCAUUGUUCGUAAACUGUGCUGCCCUAGAAGUACUGCGUUUAGCCGUUCUGUGUGCGGCUUUAAAUUGAGGAGUAGGAAAAAGGGAAAAUCACUUCAUUUUUGCUGCAUAGGACGUCUGCCAAAAAACACUCUGACACUGGAGGGAAAUGCCAAGGCUGCUUUCUGCCAGCAGGGUGGGACCGCGGGGGUGCUUUCGCAGAACCAAACACCAACUGACUGAAUUGAAAUCCUCUUUCUCCCUCUGUCCUGAAAGCACUAACCUGAAGAGGUGCUGUUUAGUUUUACUUACUGUUCCGGGCUGUUGCUAUUUGUUUUCUUUGCAGGUUUAAAAAACCAAAACCAUUUAUAUCCAACUUAGAGAGAUAUUGGCACCGGGAGGGAACAGUGUUUUAAACUGAGAGUGCAGAGACCUGAAAAAUAGGAAGUAACGACCAGAGCGCUCUGUGUGUGUGUGUGUGUGUGUGUGUGUGUGUGUAUGUGAGUGUGUGUGUGUGAGAGAGAGAGAGACGCUGAUGAAAGAAAAUGAGGCAACACUGUACUCUUACUUUUAAAAGCACACACUUCAGAAUUCAGUGUUUCAUUUCAUUUCGUUUAGAAAAAUCAGUCCCCAUUACUGUUGUCUUUUCCUGAUCACAGGUACUUUCUUUACCCCAUCUUUCAGCAGCCUUAGAACACUGUGUGUGUGAGCGAGUUGGAAAAUUCAUGGUCUCGCUGGUUUCGGUGUUCGUAGAACCAGAGCUGGUAAUGCCAAUAGGCACGUCAGGAUUUCUCGGUAGAAUAUUUGUCCUUGUUGGGUUGUGUCCAGUUUCUUCCAUCUUCAAGUUGGUACCCACCCCACUGUUACUUAUCAAUUGUCUCAGCAGUUUUACCUCGGAGACCCCAUGCUUAGCCUGACAGAGUCUCCUUAUUACCUUGUGGUUGAGGUGGUGUCAGCAAUUCCACUGUAAAUCCGACCAAGAGAAGAAUUUCAUCCAAAAAAAAAGUCAGCUCACAUUUUGAGGAUAACAAGUGUGACAGUUUAAACAGAAACCUAAAAAGGACAACUGGGUUGAUGUGUGUGUGAUUGGUUGUUUUUCACCUAUUCAUUUAGUUUAGAAGCUUCGGGAAUUCUCAUACAUUAUUUUUAGGUGAUACUCUGUGGGUGUGUGUGUGUGUGUGUGUGUGUGUGUGUGUACACGCACACGUGCACACUAUUUCCUAACUCCAGAACAGCUAAAUUCAUCUAGUUGGUAGCAAAUGUAUAUUUUGAGAACCAUCAGCUGCUUUUUUAAAAAAAUUACUGGUGAGAGAAAGAAUUCUGAUUCUGAAGCCCUUAUUUAAUUUAGAAAAAAAUUGGAUUUUUAUCUUGAUUAUUAACUACUUUAAAAAUAUGACAUACUGUAUAUUGAUGGCUUAAAAGAUUACAAAUUUAUGAAAGAAAUGCAGAUCCUCUUACUCUGCUCUUCAAAGUGAGUAUUCUGACAAUGGAAAAGCUUUUGGUAGACAGUUUACCUCUCAAAUUUAAAAAGCAGCUUGGAGGAGCUGUGUGGUGUUACAGCAUCUGAUGUGUAGAAAGACUUGUUUCAGAGAGGGUGGAGACAAAUGUGUCUCAAAAAGUCCAGCUUCUUUAAAUGCUGGUCUCCAGCUGUUUAGACCCUCGGUCCCUGGUAAACACUGUUCCUUAUCAAGAUGCAGCCGCACAUGCGCUGUGUCAUGGAUGCCCCAGAGGCAGAGUGAACUGGCCUGCUUCUCCUUGACUUCUUAGAGGGGUUUGCCCUGGGGCUGUGGGUGGCAUUAGUGGUGAAGAGGAAGGAAGUUCACAUACUAGCUUUUCUACCACCAGCCAUUUGGAGUAGUAAGGCCCUAACCUGCAGAAUGAAAAUUUCCCAAUGCCUAGAGUAUGUGAUUUUGCCUUUCAAAUCAAAGCAAGGAGAAGCCAGCACAGGCUCAGAUUUAAAUAGGCCUUAAUGAAGACUUCCUACUAUAAAAAACUGCUUUUUAAAUCAAGGAUGCUCAUCUGGUCCAGCUCUGUACUAUUUGGGGAGCGGAGUAGAGACCAGCACGGAGGACCCAAGGCUGAGCACUCCCCUGCCAGGACCUACCUCACUCUCCAAAAGAAGCCCCCAGGUGAGGGUUCCAAGGCCCAGUGGCCUUGUACUCUGCACAGCUAGGUGCCAUGUCCCGCACAGGGCAAGUCUAGGAGACCCUUGAGCCGAGAACAGUGUUUCAGUUUUUAAAGGGUCAUUAAAGAAAGAAAAAUAAAAAGUGAUGGAAAAAUAAAAAGCAACAGGGACUACGUGUGAUCUGUAGAGCCUCAAAUAUUAACUAAAUGUCCCUUCACAGAAGAUGCUGCUGACCCUGCACAAAAAGUCUGUUCAAGAACAGGUGCACAGUCCCAUCCUCUUCAUUCCGGAAGGUCGCUGCCACUUGUGGGCACAAAGAGAUGGGCAAGAACAGUGACCAGACUUCAGUCUUAAAAUAGUUGUUUUUGCACCAGAAUUUCACUUGUUAUCUUUUCCUCUAGAUUCUUUCCAAGAUCAGUUUUCUAAUAAACCAGGAAAAAUACUGCUCCCCACCCCCCGCCAGCAAUUUUAAACAUGCUGUUCAGGGCUCACUACGUUGCGUUGAGACGUCUGCAGUCACGGAAAGGUCUCGGUAGUUUUUCACCGCCUGGUACCACUGGCGGGAAGACCGCCAGGAUUUCCUCUCCGUGACGCAGGUGCAGGCUGGGGUGAGAGGCUGCAGGAAUGGGCUUAACUUAGGAAGCAAAGAACUCAUCUCCAUGAAGGGCAGGCCAAGAAAGCAGUAAAAUCUGAACACUUUCAGCAAUAGGAGGCAAAAGAAGUUGGACUGGUGGGGACUUGCUAAGAGCCUGGCAAAGAGAAACGUGUGUUAAUAACUCUUGGUGGAAAGACGCCUACUGCUGCUCCUCAGAUCUCUGGAGGACACUCUCAGGAUUUUACAAUCCAUUGAAGGACAUCACAUGAGAAGUACAGGCUGAUUUGCUACGAGUGGUUUACACCCGUUUCCACCCUAGACUCAGCCGCGCUGCCCACCCCGGGGGUAAACUGAAGAGGCGGCCGUGGCUCGGCCUGGCCGCCUGGAGGCCCAGAAGGCCGCCUGCUCACCACCUGUUGUCACAGCUGUGCGCCCAGGUGGGCAAGCUCCGGAUGAACAGGUAUUUGAAUUUUAAACUCAGGCCUAUGGAGGAUCCUUUUCCUUACAAGAAGCCUGCACCACUUAGCAAGAAACUCAAAAAGGCAAGCGUGUUUUCCAAGCUUUCAAAAAAAAAAAAAUCAGCUUUAGAAUUUUGUGUGGUGACGUGCAAUGCAGCAGAACUACCUGUAAGUUAAACUAUUUAUUUAUUUCUCUUCCAGGGUAUUGUUUUUAUUAGGUUGAUUUUUCCCUUCAGUAGUGAAUGAUGUGACCAAUCAAGGAGAUCUCUUUGUUCUGCUAACUCAGAUUUGAUUUUACAGUUGGAAAUUGUAUCAACCAAGGGAGCAUCUUUAAGUGUUUUUUAUUUGAACGAUGUUUUCCAUUCAAAGUAAGAAUACUUAUUUUGGGGGAUGGUUGUGAUGUCCCUCCACUGUCUACAUUUGGCAGCUUCAUGUUGUCACACUCCACAUGGAUGGGUGUUAAGAAUCAAUAAAAUGGAUGUUCAUCCGCUGGCCCGUAGACUCUGUGUGAGCUGCUCUCUUGUGAUUUAAAUAGGUUUUUCUCUGAUGUCUGAAUCUUGGUACUUGUUAGAAUGUUUAAUUGAACUUGAAUCUAAAUUCAGUAAAAUAAAUUGAGUCUGACUACGUACA
Molecule: messenger RNA, 6037 nt
Organism: Camelus dromedarius (Arabian camel)
Lineage: Eukaryota; Metazoa; Chordata; Mammalia; Artiodactyla; Camelidae
Gene: ENTPD4
Product: ectonucleoside triphosphate diphosphohydrolase 4
Exons: 13
Coding region: 274-2124 (616 amino acids)
Biological process (GO): UDP catabolic process
Cellular component (GO): Golgi apparatus
Molecular function (GO): GDP phosphatase activity; UDP phosphatase activity
Source: RefSeq, a predicted model, not a curated record